CGGCCCGGACCAAUCAGGCUUGAGCGCGCGGGAGAGACCCCCCCCACCCCCUUCCACCCUAGGACUCCACGGACCCCGCUCGAACCCCCCAGGAACCGAAAGAACUGUCGGAUACCGGGAGGGCCAGCACAGCGGACAGCCAUGAGCGGGCGCCUGAGCGAGGGGGCCAUUGGGCUCAUAAUGCAACAAGGAGAUACUACUAUAAAACCCAUACUCCAAGUCAUUAACAUCCGGCCGAUUGCUACAGGAAAUUCUCCACCCCGUUAUCGAAUGCUCAUGAGUGAUGGAUUGAAUACUGUAUCCUCUUUCAUGUUGGCAACACAGCUGAAUGUACUGGUGGAGGAAGAGCGUUUGUCAAGCAACUGCAUUUGCCAGGUUAACCGGUACAUUGUUAAUACCCUGAAAUUUGGAAGGAAGGUGGUUAUAUUGAUGGAUUUAGAAGUUUUGCAAUCUGCUGAUGAAGUUGGAGGAAAGAUUGGCAAUCCAGUGCCCUAUAAUGAAGGACAAGGGCAGCAGCAAGCAGCCCCAGCCCCAGGGCCAGCCGCUAAUCCAGUAGCCACUAAGCCCCAGCAACAGAAUGGGAGUUCAGGACUGGGUUCUACGGCCACUAAGAGCUAUGGUGUUUCAAAGACAUUUGGUAAAGUUGGAAGCACUAAUCUAAGCACCCCCGGAGGAUCCCAGUUGAAAGUUGUUCCCAUUGCCAGCCUCAAUCCGUACCAGUCCAAGUGGACAAUUUGUGCUCGUGUUACUAAUAAAAGUCAGAUCCGAACCUGGAGCAACUCCCGAGGGGAAGGAAAGCUUUUCUCUAUUGAAAUGGUUGAUGAAAGUGGUGAGAUCAGAGCGACUGCUUUCAAUGAUCAAGUAGACAAGUUCUUUCCCCUCAUCGAUGUGAAUAAGGUGUAUUACUUCUCCAAAGGCACCCUGAAGAUUGCUAAUAAGCAGUUCACAGCUGUUAAGAAUGACUAUGAAAUGACCUUCAAUAAUGAGACCUCUGUUGUGCUUUGUGAGGAUGCCCAUCACUUACCUACAGUUCAGUUUGACUUCACAGUGAUUGGUGACCUAGAGAAUAAGGCUAAAGACUCACUUGUAGACAUAAUUGGGGUCUGUAAAAGCUACGAAGAUGCCAGCAAGGUGGUUGUGAAGUCAUCCAACAGAGAAGUUUCCAAGAGGAACAUCCACCUGAUGGACACGUCGGGGAAGGUGGUGACAACCACUCUGUGGGGAGAAGAGGCUGACAGAUUCGAUGGUUCGCGACAGCCCGUGCUGGCCAUCAAGGGAGCCCGGGUCUCUGACUUUGGUGGACGGAGCCUCUCUGUGCUGUCUUCAAGCACCAUGCUUGUGAAUCCUGACAUUCCAGAGGCUUUUAAGCUACGUGGAUGGUUUGACUCGGAAGGACAGGCCUUAGAAGCUGUUUCGAUCUCUGAUGCCAGAGGUGGAGGAACUGGAGGGAGUAAUGCCAAUUGGAAAACUUUGUAUGACGUUAAAUCUGAGAAUCUGGGGCAAGGUGACAAGGCGGAUUACUUUAGUUGUGUGGCAACAGUGGUGUACCUUCGCAAGGAGAAUUGUAUGUACCAGGCUUGUCCCUCUCAAGAUUGCAAUAAGAAAGUGAUAGACCAGCAGAAUGGACUCUAUCGAUGUGAGAAGUGUGACCGUGAAUUUCCCAGCUUCAAGUACCGGAUGAUCUUGUCGGUCAAUAUUGCGGAUUUCCAGGAGAAUCAGUGGGUGACUUGUUUCCAGGAAUCUGCAGAAGCUAUCCUUGGGCAGAACACUGCUUAUCUUGGGGAAUUAAAAGACAAGAACGAGCAGGCCUUUGAGGAAGUCUUCCAGAACGCCAACUUUCGUUCCUACACAUUCAGGAUUAGAGUCAAACUGGAGACUUACAAUGAUGAAUCUCGCAUCAAGGCCUCCGUCGUGGACGUGAAGCCUGUGGACUAUAGAGAAUAUGGCAAGAGGCUCAUCAUGAACAUCAGGAAGAACGCGGCGGCUCGGCAAAUGUGAGAAGAAUGUUGCCGAUUGGGUAGAAGUUUGACACUCCCCAGAAUGACCCCAGAGCUGAUGUGAAGUUGAUCUCUUCCCACCCCUGUGUGACAAUUAAGCUUUAGCUGCACGGGGCAGAGCUGCCCUUUAUGGUGGACUAAGCAAUUUUCUUUGUCGAGUGAGCCCGGGAACCCCUUGGUAGGUAAAGAGGCGUGUGCUCAGAUCUUGUGACCCCUAAUCCAUGUCAGACUUCAGGGGCCAGUCUCGCUCAGUGUUGUACCAGUUGUCACUGCCAUUAGCUCCAGGCAUUUGUCGAUUUUAUUAAGAUGUCAUUAUCUUUAGGCUGGAGUCCUGUUCAAAGUAAUUAGCCCUAAAUCUGAAGCCGGAAGAAUAAAUGGUAUACCCGAGGUUUCAUUGCUCCAGUUGGUGACACUUUGGGAACUUUCUGGGAAAGGAAUCGGGAAGGCAGUGCUAGAGAGCAGCCUGAGAAAGACCUGAGUGUGCUCAUGAGUGUUUACUCCUAGAAUUCAAAGGCUUCCUCCUCCUGGAGGGGCCACGUCGCUGUUAAUGCCUGGAAUGGCAAGACGGCAGAAUUAUUAAUCAAAGCCGUAUCUCUUAUAUCUGAAGAAUAUCCUUCCUUCAGGGUUUAAUAGACUGAGUCAGAUGGGCCUGAUAUUAAUCAAAAUUGUCUCUUCUGAGGAAGGCUGAUAAGCAUUGACUCACUGUCCCCUAGGGAAAUCUAGGCGACUACAAAGCGUUGCUUGAGUUUUCACUUCAAUUAACAUCACGUUUUGAAUUGAUGAUUGUACACGUUUCCUACCUGUAUAUAUUUCUUGCAUUUGUAUGUUUCACUUCUUCAAUUUUGGUUGAAGCUGUGUUUAAAUAAGGAGAGAAUUAUAAAGAAGGGGGAGGGGGAACCCUCUGUUUCUAUUGCUUUGUUUCAAUAAAUAGUAUAUUUAGA
Molecule: messenger RNA, 2938 nt
Organism: Antechinus flavipes (yellow-footed antechinus)
Lineage: Eukaryota; Metazoa; Chordata; Mammalia; Dasyuromorphia; Dasyuridae
Gene: RPA1
Product: replication protein A1
Exons: 17
Coding region: 142-1998 (618 amino acids)
Biological process (GO): DNA repair; DNA recombination; DNA replication
Cellular component (GO): nucleus
Molecular function (GO): DNA binding
Source: RefSeq, a predicted model, not a curated record